Molecule: messenger RNA, 1326 nt
Organism: Hibiscus syriacus
Lineage: Eukaryota; Viridiplantae; Streptophyta; Magnoliopsida; Malvales; Malvaceae
Product: putative methyltransferase At1g22800, mitochondrial
Exons: 12
Coding region: 184-1233 (349 amino acids)
Biological process (GO): mitochondrial respiratory chain complex I assembly
Cellular component (GO): mitochondrion
Molecular function (GO): S-adenosylmethionine-dependent methyltransferase activity
Source: RefSeq, a predicted model, not a curated record
GGACAUAGAUUCGAAGCAGAAUUAGAUUGAACAUUUUGGUUCUUGACAACGCUCUCGUUUGAUUUACCGUUUCGAUUUCUUUUCCUGGGUAGCCAUCGUGAUUCGCAGCCCACCGACUGAUUUUUCGAAGCUCAGUGCUCGGUCUCUUAAGCCUUUGUAUCUCGUCAAGUCAAGUCACAGAAAAUGAGGGGAUCCCUUUUCUAUCAGACCAGUUCCCUGUGGAGAAGACAAAGAGCCAAACCCCAUUGUCGUAUCCUAUCAUCUGCUUCCUUUUCUACUGCAGAUCAUGAAGAAGGAGACGGCUUUCUAAGCAAUCCUUCUAAAGUCAAGAUAUUCGACCGCCACCUCAAACGCAAACAGCGUGAUCGAGCUGCGUGGUUGUUGCGUCCCAAUGAUUCCUUUGUACAUGCUGUAGCCGAGAAUCUAGUAGAUCGCUUGGAGGACUGCAGGAAAACAUUUCCUACUGCAUUAUGUUUGGGAGGUUCUUUGCAAGCUGUGAGGCCAUUGCUGCGGGGACGCGGUGCAAUUGAAAAGGUAAUUAUGAUGGAUACCUCGUAUGAUAUGUUAAAGGCGUGCAGAAGUUCUCAUCCCGAUUCCAGUGAUGAAAAUAUUGAAACAUCGUAUGUAGUUGGUGAUGAAGAGUUUCUGCCCAUCAAAGAAAGUUCAGUAGAUUUGAUAGUCAGUUGCCUUGGGCUCCAUUGGACAAAUGAUCUUCCAGGAGCAAUGAUACAGUGUAAACUGGCAUUGAAGCCGGAUGGCCUAUUCUUAGCAGCUAUUCUUGGAGGAGAAACCUUAAAGGAGCUACGAAUAGCUUGCACUGUGGCUCAAAUGGAGCGUGAAGGAGGCAUUAGUCCACGUGUAUCACCUCUGGCACAGGUCAGGGAUGCUGGCAACCUUUUGACCAGGGCAGGUUUUGCACUUCCUGGUGUGGAUGUCGAUGAAUAUGUGGUUAGAUAUAAGAGUGCCUUGGAUCUUAUUGAACAUUUGCGAGCAAUGGGUGAAACGAAUGCUCUUCUGCAAAGGAGCAAUAUCCUUAAGAGGGAAACAGCUGUAGCAACUGCAGCCAUCUAUGAUUCGAUGUUUGCAGCUGAAGACGGAACCAUCCCUGCAACUUUCCAGGUGAUUUACAUGACAGGGUGGAGAGAACAUCCUUCUCAACAGAAGGCCAAAAGAAGGGGUUCUGCCACAAUAUCGUUUAACGACAUUCAAAAGCAAUUAGGAAAUGGGACUUGAUCUCUGCAUUUAUGUGAGCAUUGUUCAUGUGUUUAUGUGAAGAAUAUGUAAAACCGAGAGCUGAGCAUAGCACACAAGCCAGGUAAAGGAAAA